ACAAGAGCUCACUUAGGAAGAGUUAUUGGACAGUCGAGAGUGAGACAGCUAAAACUGAAUCAGAUGCCAAAAUUCAGUUGGGUUUGAAGCCAUCGGAGCUAGUUGUGGUGAACCCUAACAAGAAGACCAAACCUGGAAACAACAUAGGCUACCGUCUGAUUCCAGGGUCAAUUUCAAACCCACUUUUAUCCUCUGAUGAUUUCCCACAAAUCCGAGGUGCCUUCACUAAUUACAAUGUAUGGGUCACGCCUUAUAACAAGUCUGAAAAAUGGGCAGGAGGACAAUAUAUUGAUCGGAGCCAUGGAGAUGAUACAUUGGCUACUUGGACCCUCAGGAACCGAGGGAUCGAAAAUAAGGACAUAGUGCUGUGGUACACCAUGGGCUUUCAUCAUGUUCCUUGCCAAGAAGAUUUCCCAAUCAUGCCAACAUUAAGUGGUGGGUUUGAGCUUCGGCCCACUAAUUUCUUUGAGAGCAAUCCAGUUCUUAAAACAAAACCUCCUAAUCAUGUGAACAGCACUUCAAAACCCUAA
This is a messenger RNA of Prunus avium (sweet cherry), 530 nucleotides long. The record is from RefSeq and is a predicted model, not a curated record. NCBI's taxonomy places the organism in Eukaryota, Viridiplantae, Streptophyta, Magnoliopsida, Rosales, Rosaceae.